Messenger RNA from Camellia sinensis, 1490 nucleotides. Its product is annotated as RING-H2 finger protein ATL16. Gene Ontology annotation, molecular function: transferase activity. The record is from RefSeq and is a predicted model, not a curated record. Gene Ontology annotation, biological process: protein ubiquitination. NCBI's taxonomy places the organism in Eukaryota, Viridiplantae, Streptophyta, Magnoliopsida, Ericales, Theaceae.
CAGAAAAAUUUUUCUUGCCAACCAAACUACUGUUAUUGGAGGACGACAAAAUUCACCAACUACACGUACCCCCUCAGAGUUCCUCAGUUUCUCUCUCCAUCAAAUAUAAGGUUCAUACUCAUUUCAAUGUGCCCUACAAUAGUACGCAAGUUCAAUCUCAAUCUCUCUCUCUCUCUCUCAAGUUCUUUCAAAGAACUCCAUUUUGCUCUGAUAUUGAAAUAACCCAAUACACAAAACACAUUUUUGUGAACUUUGUGAUCUGAACAGACCAAUUUGUAUGUACAUUUGUUAUAUACUCUGUUUUGAUGGAUCUAUUAAACAAAAAAUACCAUACCCUUCAAUUACAAUCUCUCUCUCCCACCAAAACCACUCCAACCUCACUCGCUGGACCACCAUUGCAAUCUUCAAACACUAGUUCCCCAAUCCUUGCCAUUGCCAUUAUUGGCAUUCUCACCACAGCUUUCUUGCUAGUAAGCUACUACAUAUUUGUCAUCAAAUGCUGCCUAAAUAGGCACCGUAUCGAUUUUCUGAAUCGCUUUUCAAUCUCUAGAAAUCGAACACAAGAUGACAACAUCGGAGUCUUCUCUCCGAGGAUUCUAAGACGAGGACUUGAGGAAUCGGCGAUUCAAUCAAUCCCAGUUUUCAAAUUCACGAAAGGAUCAGAAAAUGUUGUUGGGUUCAGAGAAAGAAGCUUCAGUGAAUGCGCGGUUUGUUUGAAUGAUUUCCAAGAAGAAGAGAGGCUAAGAGCUAUACCACAUUGCUCUCAUGUGUUCCAUGUUGAUUGCAUCGAUGUUUGGCUUCAAAACAAUGUCAAUUGUCCACUUUGCAGAACAAGCAUUUCAAUUUCAACCACCACAUCCCAAUUCCCAUUCGAUCAAAUCCUCGCUCCGAGUUCAUCUCCUCAAAUCCCAGAUCCAAACACUGAUAUUUUCGUAACACAAGAUGAAGAUUAUGUGGUCAUUGAAUUGGGUGAUCCCAAUUCUGUCGAUCAAGCAUUGCUUGGACUGCAAGAAAGAUCGGCCAGAGCAGUUUUUCAUUUUCCGGGAAAGUUUGAGCCGAAGAUUGUUGGGGGAAAAAAGAAAGCGAAAAAGUUGGACCAUGUUUUGAGUAUGGGGGAUGAGUGCAUUGACAUGAGAAAAAAGGAUGAUCAAUUUGCAGUACAACCAAUAAGGAGAUCGUUUUCAAUGGACUCGGCGAGUGACAGACAAUUAUAUUUAGCAGUUCAAGAGAUUGUAGAACAGAGUAGGCAUGUCAAUGAGGUUGGUCUUGCUAGUGAAGGUUGCAGUAGCAGAGUCCGAAGAUCUUUCUUUUCCUUUGGAAGUGGAAGGGGAUCAAGACUUGGAGUUCGACCAAUUCAGUUGGACACAUAGGAUUUGUUACGAUUCUAUUUUCUUGGAAUCCUUGUCCUCCGGUCUCUAAUGUACUCUCAAUCACAUACUGUGAAAACAAAUUUAAAAUAGCAGGAAAUUAUUGAAUGAUUUGAAAAAUCA